UUCCAAAUCCCUUUCGCUUCUUUCAUAUAAUCGGUCGUGGAUUCUUUUCAGGUUUUACGGUUUGGAAGAUGCUACUCCGUAGCUCCUCGAAUCCCGCUCUUAAUUCAUGGUUUCGACAUGAAAACUCAAAAGAAUCGUCAUCGUUGGAGCACCUGUUCAUUGGCCGUAACCCCAGAUCACCAACAAUUUCACUAUACUCGUUAAAUCCCAAGAAUGAUUCUCCCAAGAAGAUUGCUAGAGCUUCAUCGGAGGCAGAUUUGAAUGAUAGUUUUGUCACCAAAGGUAUGAGUCCACUCUGUAAGCUUUCUUCUAUAGCUGUUGCAGAAGAGUCGGAAGAAGAGGAAAGCGAUGAUGGUGUUCUUCUGUUUUCAACUUCUGGAUUGUAUCAGAACGGACAUGGAUUUGGUGUUAUGGUCGAUGGUAUACACGGUGGUGGUGGCGGCGGCGGUGAAGGGAAGAUCUCCGGCCGUGGUGGUCACGGGAAUCAUCAUGAGAAUGAUAGUACGGAUUUUUAUUAUCAAAACAUGAUCGAAGCAAACCCUGGGAACGCAAUGCUUCUUAGUAAUUACGCUAAAUACUUGAAAGAGGUUAGAUGUGAUUAUGCCAAGGCAGAAGAGUACUGCAGCAGAGCAAUACUAGCAAACCCUAGCGAUGGAAAUGUUUUAUCUAUGUAUGCUAAUUUGAUCUGGGAGACACAUGAGGAUGCCCCUCGUGCACAAAGUUAUUUUGAUCAAGCUGUUCAAGCUUCCCCUGAUGACUGUUAUGUUAUGGCUUCUUAUGCUCGGUUUCUUUGGGAUGCUGAUGAUGAUGAUGAAGAAGAGGAAGAGUGUGAAGUUGAUAUGAACAUUUUGACACCAAUUGCUGCAGCAUGUUAGAGUUGAACACUCUUUUGUAUAUCAGUAGAGAUAUUAUAAUUGAUUAAGAGAGAAGUCAUUAUGCUUACAUAGUCAAUAGGGCCAUUAUCCGUUGUAGUGAAGUGUAGCUGCUCAAACGACUUGAUUGGUUGAAUUGAUGAUAAGAUAUGGAAGGAGGACCACUUUUUGUUCUUGGACAAAAAAUAUCUUGUUAGUGAUUUGAGUUGAAUAAGACAUUGCACAUAUUACUAUGAGCUAUGAUCGUGUAGUAGUUUAGAGUUCUCUCCCACAAAGGUGUUUAAAUAUCUGAUGUUUUUUUGACAUCAUGCAAUGCUAUUUGAAAUGGUCUAAAAUCCAUUAGAAUUACAUGCCUAAUGGGUUGUCAAUAUGACAUUAAUGACAAAUUUAUGUUAGGAAAAAUAUAACCUUAGGAUCUGUACGAAAGAACUAGCAGUAAAUUGUUAUUGAGGCCUGUGUUUGACACAGUUUCCUUAAAACAAAUUCGCCCUAUAUGGGUGUUUGUUUCCUACGAUACAACAGUUUAAAGCAAUUCUUCUAGAUUGUCCGAGCCCUCACUUGGCCCGGAUUAUACAUUGGUUUCCGCAAAAGAUGGAAGAAGAAGCGGAAGCGUAAGAGAGAAAGAUAGUGAUUUCGUUUCAUUCGGUGUAUCGAAUCAGUCACAUAGGC
Lactuca virosa is the source of this 1541-nucleotide messenger RNA. The record is from the annotation of a GenBank genome assembly. Lineage: Eukaryota; Viridiplantae; Streptophyta; Magnoliopsida; Asterales; Asteraceae.